AUGGUGAAAGCAUGGAUAACUAAUUCUGUGUCCAGAGAAAUUGCUACUAGUGUCAUGUGCCUUAAGACUGCAAGAGAAGUCUGGAAAGACAUUAAUGAGAGAUUUGGUCAGUCAAAUGGCUCAAAAUAUCUUCAAAUCCAAAGGGAAAUUAGUACAACUACUCAGGGCUCAUCAGACAUUGCUACUUACUUCACUAAACUUAGGAGCUUAUGGGAUGAAUUGAACUCCUCUUAUGUUGGUCCAGUGUGUUCCUGUGGAGCACUUCCAAAGUUUAUAGAGGACCAACAAUUGUUUCAGUUCUUGAAUGGGUUUAAUGAGUCUUACUCCACAGAUGAGAGUCAAAAGGAGUCUUUUUCUAAUGUUUCCAAUUUCUCUGGGGAUUCUGCUUCUUUCUCUGUCACCCCUGCUCAGUACAAUAACAAUAGAAGUUUCACUCAAAAGGUGAACUUUGAACCCAAAAAGAAUGCGCCCACGGUAUCUUGUAAAUUCUGUAAGAAAUCUGGACACACAGUGGAAAAAUGCUACAGACUUCAUGGCUUUCCUCCUGAUUUCAAAUUUACCAAGAAUAAAAGGUCUGCUUCCUGUGUCCAAAGUGAUAUCUCCUAUCCUCAACCAUCUUCUGGGUUUAGUCAGCUUCCAGGAAUUUCUGCCCCAGUUCAGGGGUUUACAAAAGAACAAUAUCAGCAUCUCCUCAGUCUAUUUCAGCAAGUUCAGGUCUCUCCUGGUUCUGCUCCACCUAUUCACCCAGAUGAGGAUUCUGCAUUUGCUCAUUUUGCAGUUCUUACCAAGUUCCAUUGUUCUUUACAGGGCCCUUCUCUGAAGAGGCCACUGGUAAUUGGUAAGGCUGUUGGCAGGCUCUAUUAUCUUCAUCCAGAUGGAGAUCUGUUUCCUAGCACAACUUCUUCUCUAUCAUCUUUUGUUGAUGCAACUUGCAAUGAGUCUAUUUUUGAUAUUGGUUCAAUUCCAUGUAAUAAAUCUGUCCUUGCAUCUUCACCUGUAAAUGUUCCACCUAGUUAUAAUAAAACUUCACCUGUUAAUAAGAUGGAUCUACUUUGGCAUCAGCGAUUAGGUCACAUGCCUUUUCAUAAGAUGCAAUCUAUUUCUUUUCUGUCAAACAAGGUUCAUUUCAAUUCCUCAGUACAAACAUUUAGAUCAGAUAAUGCUUUUGAGCUUGGCAGCAGCUCUGAAGCCAUCAGUUUCUUUACAUCCCAAGGAAUUUUACAUCAAACUUCGAUCCCUUAUACUCCACAACAAAAUGGUAUUGUGGAGAGGAAACACAAGCAUCUUUUAGAGGUUUCAAGAGCCCUACUGUUUCAAUCUAAACUACCACUAAAAUUUUGGGGGGGAUGUGUAUUGACUGCUACAUAUCUUAUCAACAGAAUGUCUUCACCACUUCUUCUCAAACUUUCUCCUUUUGAAAAGCUUCAUGGUCAUCCACCCUCCUAUGAUCAUUUAAGAUCGUUUGGUUGUCUCUGCUUUGCUACUUUCCCUAAGGGAGGCAGGGAUAAGUUCCAAUCUAGAGCCAUUGCAUGUAUCUUUUUAGGAUACCCAUGUGGGAAGAAAGGUUACAAAUUGCUCAAUUUGUCUAAAAUUUUUGUUUUCCAUUCUAGAGAUGUGGUAUUCCAUGAACAUACUUUUCCUUAUUCUUCUUCUUUUAAUCCUUCUCAUUCCAAUGUCUUACCUCCCACUUUUGUGGAUAUCCCAGCUCAUCCUUCUGUGACUACUCUAUCUACUAGUCAUUCCGAACCUUCAUCUCCUAUAGUUUCCCCUAGUUUUAAUUCUACUUCUCCUACUUCCACCUCAACUACUUCUGCUCUUCCCAUCUUAAGGAAGUCCACUAGAACUGUCACUCAACCUUCUUACCUUAAGGAUUAUAUUUGUUCAUCUGUCAUCUUCUCCAAUUCUGCACACUCUAAUCUCCCUUCUAGUGAAACUCACAUGUAUGAACCUCAGUUCUACCAGCAGGCUGUAACUCAUCCUGCUUGGCAAGAGGACAUGCUAAAAGAAUUUUUUGCUCUUGAGAGGGCAGAUGGGUCUGUUGAAAGAUACAAGGCAAGAUUGGUUAUUAGAGGUGAUACUCAGAGGGAAGGCAUAGAUUUUACUGAAACCUUCUCUCCUGUUAUCAAGAUCACCACCAUUAAAUGUCUUUUAACUCUUGCCAUCAAGAGAGAUUGGACUGUGUACCAGUUAGAUGUUAACAAUGCCUUCUUCCAUGGUGAUCUCCAUGAGGAGGUAUAUAUGAAAAUUCCACCUGGCCUUGAUAUUUCCUCUGCUUCUUCUUCAACUCCUCUGGUCUGUAAGCUCAAGAAAUCUCUCUAUGGCCUUAGGCAGGCCUCCAGACAGUGA
This is a messenger RNA of Nicotiana tabacum (common tobacco), 2346 nucleotides long. Lineage: Eukaryota; Viridiplantae; Streptophyta; Magnoliopsida; Solanales; Solanaceae. The record is from RefSeq and is a predicted model, not a curated record.